CUCAUCUUCCCUUUCUGAACUGGUAGUUUUGGUAUCCAAACCAUUCUUACUACACUUUGGAAAAAAAAAAAGGGAACUUAUGUUGGCCCUUCUCUUACAAUCCCCUACCACAGGGGCAGGGAGACAUCCAACCCACACAACACUUUACGUGAAACAGGAAGCUAAUAAGAAGAAACGUUAUUUUGAAAGCCUCUUUUGAUCCACCAAGAAGAGGGCAACUGGAUUGCUCAGCCAGGUAACAUGGGGAGAGAGAAGGGGGCUUUAGGUGGGUUUCAGAAUCAAAUACUAAACUGUGGGUUUACAUUCAAUUAAAGCUUGGGUGUGGGGAUAUAAAAGGCUUACCACUGAAGAAUGUGCUUUUGCAUGGCUGGCUGGAUUUGACUGCUGGGAAACUUUUAGGGGUGUUAGCCUGGUCUGCUGGGGUGUCAUGAGAUUACUUGGAAUUGAUGCUAAAUGCACAUUAAGUCAGAGAGGUGUGUUUUUCUAUGAGACAAAGUGAAGGAAAGGACUUUGAAAAAUACUUGUUGGACUUACAGAAAGGAAACCUACUCUUUUUCCUAAAAGUGUUGUUAGAGUCAUAGGUCAGAACUGAAAAGGCCUGGGGGUGGGGGAGCUACGUAGUCCCUUCAGCCUCUGAAUUCCUGACAAGAAAGCUGAUAUCUGGAGAGAGAAGUGAAGGAAACUGCUGUUCACAGGACAUCUAUUAUUGACAGUACUGACAGGGUCUCUACAUACUUUCUCUCAGUUAAUCCUUACAACCCUAGUUUAGAGAGGUGGAAACUGGCAGAGAGUUUAAAUGACUGCUUCAGGGUGCCUGGUUGGCUCAGUUGGUUAAGUAACCUACUCUUGAUUUUGGCUCAGGUCAUGAUCUCACUGUUCAUGGGAUUGAGCCCUGCAUCAGGCUGCUUGGAAUUCUCUCUCUCUCUUAAAAUAAAUAAACUUAAAAAAAAAAAAGAUAGAACCACGUCUCCUGUCACUCUCUUAAGAGUUGGGCAAACUUCUCCGCUGUUUUAUAGUCUGCUCAGGCCACCAUCACAGAAUACCACAGAAACAGAAAGCAUUUUUCUCACAGUUCUUUAGGCUACAGUUCAAGAUCAAAGUGUCAGAAGUUUUGGUUUCCCCUGAAACCUUUGUUUUCAAAAAAAAAAUUUCUUUAAUAUUUAUUUUUGAGAGAGAGACAGAGCAUGAGUGGGAGAGGGGCAGAGAGAGAAAGGGAGACACAGAAUCCAAAGCAGGCCCCAGGCUCUGAGCUGUCAGCUCGGAGCUCCUCGCAGGGCUCGAACCCACAGACCGCAAGAUCAUAACCUGAGCCAAAGUCAGAUGCUUAACCAACUGAGCCACCCAGGUGUCACCUGAAACCUUGGUUUUCAGACGGCUGCCUUUUCACUGUGUCCUCACAUGGUCUCCACUGGGCAAGAAUCCCUGGGGUCUCUCUUUGCGUGUACAAAUCUUACCUUCUUAUAGGACCCCAGUCAGAUUAGAUUAGGGCCCACUCUCAUUUAACUUAAUUACCUCUUUACAGGCCUUAUUUCCAAAUAGUCAUAGAGUGAGUACUGGGGGUUAGGGCUUCAACAUAUGGAUUUUGGGGAACAUAAUUCAGCUAUAACACUAAUACUAAGAAUAAUAUUUUCUAGUAUCUAAACUGAAUAUGAAUUUUUGGCAACUUCAGAAUCAGCUGAGAUGCCUGCCUGAUGAUCCACGUAGCAAUUUUAAUUCAUUAUUUUAGCAGACAAAGUGACUGAUGGCCAACUCAGGGACUAGCUUAUUGUGUUUACAUGUGAAUAUAAGGAUCUUCUUGGCUCCUUCCUCUAUCUUCUUCCUCUUGUCUGUUCUCAGUGAACUCUGACUCAGUCAGUGGAGGUCUGAUACCUCCAAGACCCAUACAUUUUUUGUGGGGGUAGAAAGGGAGGGAAGAAACUAUAGUAGCUCCUGUUUACUGAGUCUUUUCUGUGUACUAAGGCCUCCCAGCUUAACGGUGGUAGAGCUGGAAUUUGCACUCAGUCCUGACACCAAAAUAGGCCCUUGCUCACACUCACGUGCUAUCCUCAUCCUUGCUUCCAGGCUGUAACCCCCCAUGGCUCCUUCUCUAUGCUGCCCCUCUGCCUAGAAAUACCCUUCUGCCUUUACUGCCUGGUGAACUUUGGUUUCCUUCCAAACAACUCAAAAGUAAUCUCUUCCAGGCAGAAUUAAAUAUCCCUCCACAGGGGUUGCUCUAGAACACUGACCUUCAAAACUGCAUUGACUACCACUCGCAAUAAGAAAUACAUCUUCUAAGGGCGCCUGGGUGGCUCAGUCGGUUGAGCGUCCUUCUUCAGCUCAGGUCAUGAUCUCGUGGUCUGUGAGUUUGAGCCCCACGUCGGGAUCUGUGCUGACAGCUCAGAGCCUGGAGCCUGGUUUGGAUUCUGUGUCUCCCUCUCUCUCUGCCCCUCCCCUGCUCAUGCUCUGUCUCUCUCUCUGUCAAAAAUAAACAUUAAAAAAAAAUUUUUUUUAAAGAAAUACAUAUUCUAUCACUACCCAGUGCCAGGGUACAUAAAUAAUUGAAAUAAAACGUUCAUGUGUUCUGAUAGUUUUAAUUCUAUUUCAUUAAAAAUAUAUAUCCUAAGGCACCUGCCUGGCUCAAUCAGAGGAGCAUGCGACUCUUAAUCUUGGGGUUGUAUAUUCGAAUCCCACAUUGGGUGUAGACAUUACUUAAAAUAAAAACAGAAAUAAACGUAAAAAAAUUAAAAAACUAAAAAUAUAUAUACUAAUUGUAACCCACUUAAGUUACUAUCAUGACCUGCUAAUGAGUUGGCCGAUUUGAAAAACUGCUCACGAAGAUACUCUUUCUCGUUUUGACAACUUUUCUUGUUUCUCUCAUCUCUGAAAGCCUCAGAUCCUCCAGCUCUACAUAUAAAUGUGCUGGGGUCCAGUUCUUUUCUGAUACUGGUUCCUGAGAGGUUUCUGAUUAUCAGUUUCUACUCCUUCUGGGUUUCUACUCCAGGAAGUAGGACUUUCUGUAUCUUCCUGUCUUUCUCUCCAGCCUGGGAGGCACCUGUUUGCCCCAAUUCUCUGACAGAUCUAAAAAGAAGUGUUGAUUUUCAGUUUAGGCAGUUACUUUUUACUUGGUAUGCGGAUGGAGUAAUGACUUCUUUAUACGCCAGACCAUAAAACAGAAGUCAAAAGGGCUUCCUUUAAAAAGAGAAAGCAAUAAGGGUGCCUGGGUGUCUUAGUUAAGCGUCCAACUCUUGCUUUCGGUUCAGGUCAUGAUCUCAUGGUUUGUGAGGUUGAGCCCUGCAUCAGGCUCUGUGCUGAGCAUGGGGCCUUCUUGGGACUCUCUCUCUCUGCCUCUCCCUUGCUCACACACACUCUCUCUCUCUCUCAAAAUAAAUAAAACAUUAAAAAAAUAGAAAUCAAUAAUUUUUUUAACAUCUAUUUAUUUUUGAGAGACACAGAGAAACAGAGUGUGAGCAGGGUAGGGGCAGAGAGAGAAAGAGACACAGAAUCCGAAACAGGCUCCAGGCUCAGAGCUGUCAGCACAGAGCCCAAUGCGGGUCUCAAACUCAUGAACCUUGAGAUCAUGACCUGAGCUGAAGUCAGACACUUAACCGACUGAGCCACUCAGGCGCCCCAAGAGAAAUCAGUAAAACUUUAAAUUUAUAUGGAAAUGCAAACAGUUCUUAAAAAAAAAAAUUGAAGAGUUUACACUACCUGAUUUCAAGACUUAUUAUAAGGAUGCAAUAAUCAAGGCAGUGUGAUAAUGGCAUAAGAACAGACAUAUAAAUCAAUGGAACAGAAGCAGAAUCCAGAAGCAGAUUCACAAAUUCAAUGGGUAAAGGAUAUUUUUUUCAACCAAUCAUGCUGGAAAAAUUGGACAUCUCUAUGGGGAAAAAAACAAACUUCAACUCAUCAUCUUCAUAAACAAAAACUAUCCCCAAAUGGAUCAAUGACCUAAAUGUAAAAGCUAAAAUUAUAAAACCUCUACAAGAAAACUUAGGUGAAAAUCUUUGUGGCUUGGGAUAACAAUGAUUUUGUAGAUAGGACACAAAUAGCAUGAACCAAAGAAGAAAAAAUUAAUAAGGUGGAAUUCAGGGGCUCCUGGGUCACUCAGUCUGUUAAGCAUCCGACUCUUGAUUUCAGCUCAGGUCAUGAUCUCAUGGUUGUGCAAUUGAGCCCCUUGUCCAGCUCCACACUGGGCUGGGUGUGGAGGCUGCUUGGGAUUCUCUUUCUCCCUCUCCCUCUGCCCCUUUGCUGUGUGCGAGCUCAGGAGUGCGUGCACACGCUCACUCUAGCUCUCUCUCUCUCUCUCUCUUUCUCUCUCUCUCUCUCGGUCCCACUCUCUCUCAAAAAACAAACAAACCCCCCCAAAAAAAACAAAAAAAAACCAACAAGGUAGAAUUUAUAAAAAGGAAAAUGUUUUGUUUUCCAAAAGAUAUAAGGCCGUUGUAUUAAUAAAACCUUUGUAUUAACCAUGUUUUUAAUAUUUUAUAUUUUAUGAUGCUUGGCUUGCUUGGGGGUUUUGCUAGCUGGGAGAGCCUGUGCCUACCAGGGCUAACUAAUUCCUAGGAAUAGCGAAACACUUGUCUGUGUGUGUGCCUUUCUUAUGCAAAACAACCAAUCCAAAGACAUCCCCAACCACCAACUUUACUAACAGGCACCAAGCCAUUAUUCCCUUGCCUUAAAUCACUCCAGAGACACCAUUAUAUCCCAGAGUUUGCCAAAAUUAUUCAAACUGUCCAAUCCUAAACUUGUUCAAACUUGCCUGCCCUGCCUUACCCAUUUCUUCCUGUGAAAACUAUAAUGCAGGCUGUGGGCUAAGCUUUCUCCUUUUCUCCUGAUCAAUUCCGGUGCUGCUCGGGCAGCCCUGUGUGAUGUGGCGUCCCCUCCUUCUACUGGGAGUUGUAAGUAAUAAAACUUAUUUUAUUGGUAUUGAUCUCUCCAUUUGGUCACUCCAUUAUCUCCAUAAAUUAAUUCCUGGAUACAAUCAAAGCAACCACAGAUUAGGAGAAAACACUCACAGUACAUAUAACCAACAAACAAUUUAUAUCCAGAAUCUAUGAAGAACUCUUGAAAGUCAGUAAUUAGAAGACAACUUAAUUUGUAAAAUGGGCAAAAGAUCUGUACACUUCACAAAAGAUUUAUGAAAGAAUGAUAAAGUACAUGAAAAGAUGUUCAACAUCAUUAAAUGGAAAUUAAAAAUACAUAAUGAGAUACCACUAAAAUAAAAAAGAUAGAUAAUGCCAAGUGUUGGUGAGAAUUUGGAACAAUUGGAACUGUUAAUUUUACAUGGUGGUAGGCAUGUAAAAUGGUAAUAACCACUUUGAAAAAUGGUUUGGCACCUUCUACAAAAUUAACAUACACUUGGGGCAUGUGGGUAGCUCAGUUAAACACUGGACUUUGGCUCAGGUCAUGAUCUUACGGUUUGUGAAUUUGAGCCGCAUAUCAGGCUCUCUGCUAUCAUACCAGAGCCUGCUUCAGAUCCUCUGUCUCCCUCUCCCUGCCCCUCUCACCACUCUCUCACGCACUCUUUCUCUCUCUCAAAAAAUAAACAUUAAAAAAAUUAACAUACACUUUACCAUAUGACUCAGAAAUUCUACUUCUAGGUAUUUAUCCAAGAGAAAUGAAAAUAUAUGUCCAUAAAGAUAGUAAUAUAUGAAUGUUCAUAGAAGUUUCACUCAUUAUAGCCACAAACUGGAAACAAAUCAAAUGCCAAUCAAUCAAAUUGAUAAAUAAACUGAUCUGUUUAUACAAUGGAAUACUGCUCAAUCAAAAAAGGACUUAACUACCAAUAAAUGCAAACAAGGCAAAUCUCAAAAACAUGAUGGUAAGUGAAAACAUGAUGGUAAGUGGUUCUCUUGACACAAGAGAACAUACUACAUUUUUCCAUUUAUAUGACUCUCUAGAACAGGUGAAACUAAUUUAUAGUUAAAAAAAUUGAUCAGUGGUUGUUUUGGUGAGGAAUAGGAGGGAUGGAUUAUACAAGGAAACUUUCUGCAGUGAUAGAAAUAGUCUAAAUAUAGACUGGGGUAUUAUUGACUUGGGUGUGUACAUUUGUCAAAGCUCCUUGCAUUUUAUUGUCUGUAGUUUUUGUAUCAUAUAUAAUUAUAUUUUAAUAUAAUAACAUAUACAUACAAAUGUGUUAUAUAAUAUAUAAUUAUUAUAAUCAUUAACAUUUAUUAUACAUAAUAAACAUAUAUACAUCAAAUACAUAAUAUAAUACCUGCAUACAAAUAUACCAUAUAUAUGUAUGUCUUGUAUAUAAUUAUACCUUAAUGAGGUUGAUAUCUUUGUUUGUGUGUUGUUGUUGUUGUUUUGUUUUGUUUUGUGAGAGAGUGUGUGAAAGCAGGGCAGAGAGGCACAGGGAGAGAGAGAGAGAAUUAAGCCUGGGAUCAUGACCUGAGCCCAAAUCAAGAGUUGGACACUCAGCCAACUGAGUCACCCAGGAGCCCCAACGAGUUUUACAGAAUGAGGAGCAGUUGUACAAAAAGAAGGGAACACUAUUAGAAUCAUCUUUGACCUGUGCAUUUGGAAAUAUCAUCUAUUGAGAUAUAGAAAAGUGAAAAUCUUUUUUUCAGAACAAUGAAUUUCAUAAAGGAGAAUAGUCAAGUGCUCAUUCAAAGGAUGGGAAUGACUGUUAUAAAGCAAAUUGUGGAUGAGCUAUUUGUGUGGAAUGUUCUGAAUUACGAAGAAGUAAGUGUCAUUUGCUGUGAGAAGGUUGAGCAGGAUGCUGCAAGAGGGAUCAUUCACAUGAUUCUGAAGAAGGGUUCGGAAUCCUGUAACCUUUUUCUCAAAUCCCUUGAAAAGUGGAACUAUCCCCUGUUUCAGGACUUGAAUGGACAAAGUCUUUCUAAGCAGAUGUCAGAAGAAGUCUUAGAUGAUUUGGCUCAGAGUCUAAAGUAUUUAUACAAUACUCCAUCUUUUCUGAACUUCUAUCCUCUGGGUGAAGACUUUGACAUAAUUUUUAAUUUGAAAAGCACCUUCACAGAACCUGUUCUAUGGAGGAAGGACCAUCACCAUCACCGAUUGGAGCAGCUGACCCUGGAUGGGCUGCUAGACACUCUUCAGAGUCCCUGCAUCAUUGAGGGGGAAUCAGGCAAAGGGAAGUCCACUCUGCUGCAGCAAAUCGCGAUGCUCUGGGCUUCCGGAACGUGUGGGGCUCUCACCAAGUUCAAAUUAGUCUUCUUUGUCCGUCUGAGCAGGGCCCAGGGUGGGCUCCUUGAAACUCUGUGUGAUCAACUCCUGGACAUACCUGACACCAUCAGGAAGCAGACUUUCAUGGCCAUGCUGCUGAAGCUACGGCAGAGAGUUCUGUUUCUCCUUGAUGGCUACAAUGAAUUCAAGGCCCAGAACUGCCCAGAGAUCGAAGCCCUCAUAAAGGAGAACCACCGCUUCAAGAAUACGGUCAUUGUCACCACCACCACUGAGUGUCUGAGACACAUCAGGCAGUUUGGUGCCCUGAUUGCUGAGGUAGGGGACAUGACAGAGGACAGUGCCCAGACUCUCAUCCGAGAAGUGCUGAUGAAGGAGCAUGCUGAAGGCUUGUUGCUCCAAAUUAGGAAAUCCAGAUGCUUGAGGAACCUGAUGAAGACCCCUCUCUUUGUGGUCAUCACUUGUGUAAUCCAGAUGGGGGAAAGUGAGUUCCACUCCUAUACACAAACGACACUGUUCCGCACCUUCUAUGACCUGCUGAUACAGAAGAACAAGUACAAACUUAAGGGGCUGGCUGCAGGUGACUUCACUCAGAGCCUGAACCACUGUGGAGACCUAGCUCUGGAGGGCGUGUUCUCCCACAGGUUUGAUUUCCAACCGGAGGACAUGUCCAGUGUGAACGAGGAUGUCCUACUGACAACUGGACUCCUCUGUAAAUACACAGCUCAACAGUUCAAGCCAAAGUAUAAAUUCUUUCAUAACUCCUUCCAGGAGUACAUAGCAGGACGCAGACUCAGCAGUUUGCUGAAGUCUCAAGAGCCAGAGGAAGUGACCAAGGGGAAAGGUUAUUUGCAGAAAAUGGUUUUCAUUUCAGACAUUACAUCCAAGUAUAGCAACCUGCUCCUGAACACAUGUGGAUCAUCUCCUGAAGCCACCAGGAGUGUUCUGGAACACCUUGCAGCAGUGUAUCAACAUGGCAGCCUCCUUGGGCUCUCCGUCACCCAGAAGCCUCUCUGGAGGCAGGAGUCUAUACAAAAUGUGAAAAACACCACCGUGCAAGAAACUCUGAAAGCCAUAAACAUCAGUUCCUUUACAGAGUGUGGCAUUAAUCUAUUCCAUGAGAGUAUAUCCAAAUCAGACCUGAGUAAAGAAUUUGAAGCUUUCUUUUGUGGCAAAAGCUUAUAUAUCAACUCAGAGAACAUCCCCGAUUACUUAUUUGACUUCUUUGAACACUUGCCUAAUUGUGCAAGUGCUCUGGACUUCAUUAAACUGGACUUCUACGGAGAAGCUAUGGCUUUGAGGGACACGACCACAGAAGACACAAGCAGGACUCAGGAAGGGUCCUCAGAAACCUACAUUCCCAGCAGGGCUGUGUCUUUGUUCUUCAACUGGAAGCAGGAAUUCAAGACUCUGGAGGUUACACUCCGGGACUUCAGCAAGUUGAAUAAACAAGAUAUCAAAUAUCUGGGAAAGAUAUUCAGUUCUGCUACAAACCUCAGAUUGUGCAUUAAGAGAUGUGCUGGUGUGGCUGGAAGCUUUAGUUUGGUCCUCCGCACCUGUAAGAACAUUUAUUCUCUCAUCCUGGAAGCCAGUCCGCUCACCAUAGAAGAUGAGCAGCAUAUCACAUCCGUGACAAACCUAAAAACCUUGAGUAUUCAGGACCUACAGACUCCACGGCUGCCAGGUGGUCUGACUGACAGCUUGGGUAAUUUGAAGAAUCUUAUGAAGCUCAUACUGUACAACAUUAAGAUGAAUGAGGAAGAUGCUAUAAAAUUAGCUGAAGGUCUGAAAAACCUGAAGAAGUUGUGUUUACUUCAUAUGACCCACUUGUCUGACAUUGGGAAGGGAAUGGAUUACAUAGUAAAGUCUCUGUCAGCUGAACCCUGUGACAUUGAAGAAAUCCAAUUAGUCUCCUGCUGCCUGUCUGCCAAUGCUAUGAAAACCCUAGCUCAGAAUCUUCACAAUUUGGCCAAACUGAGCAUUCUUGAUUUAUCUGAAAAUCACCUGGAAAAGGACGGAAAUGAAGCUCUACAUGAACUGAUUGACAGGCUGCACAUCCUGGAACAGCUGACUGUGCUCAUGUUGCCCUGGUGGAGUGAUGUACGAGUUAGUCUGACCAGGCUGUUGGAGCAACUGGAGGGGGCCCUGCGGCUCAUCAAGCUUGGGCUGAAAAACUGGAGACUCACAGAUGCAGAGAUUAGAAUUCUAGGUGCAUUCUUUGAAAAGAAACCUCUGAAAAAUUUCCAGCAGCUGGAUUUGGCAGGAAAUUGUGUGAGCAGUGAUGGAUGGCUUGCCUUCAUGAACGUAUUUCAGAAUCUUAAGCAAUUAGUUUUUUUUGACUUCAGUACUACAAGCUUUUUACCUGAUGCAGCAUUAGUCAGAAAACUUGGCCAUGUGUUAUCUAAGUUAACUUUUCUGCAAGAAGGUAGGCUUGUUGGGUGGCAGUUUGAUGAUGAUGAUAUUAGUGUUAUUAAAGGUGCUUUUAAACUAGUAACUUAAAUAAAAGUCACCUUAAGCCCAUGAAUGCUCUGGGGACCCCAUUACUUUCAGCCGGGUGACCUAAAAAUCUUUGCUCAUCCAGUGCAACAGUCUGAAUGUAUAUGACAACCCAUUAUAUAGCCUAAAAAUUAUUCUUCUCGGGGGGCCUACGUGGCUUAGUCGGUUAAGUGUCUGACUCUUGAUUUUGGCUCAGGUCAUGAUUUCAUGGUUCGUGAAAUCAAGCCCUGCAUUGGCCUCAGUGCUGAAUGUGCAGCCUAUUUGGGAUUCUCUCCCUCUCUCUCUGCCCCUCCCUGCUACCACUGUCUCUCUCUCUCAAAAUAAACAUUAAAACAAAAAUUAUCCUUCUCAACAGUGUCUGCCUAACUUGCUCUUUCCAAACUUUGUCUUCCUCUCCUGGUAUCAGGAUGAUGUGUGACAUCAUGACCUCUGUAGCUGGCCUCGUCCAUGGAAAUUUGCUUCCUUAGUUUCAUUAUUCAAAAAAAAAAAAAAAAGAAAGAAAGAAAAAAGAAAAAAAAAGCAAGAGGAUAAAAGGAGAAUGCCAAGAAAAUGAGGCAAAGAAGAGGAGCAAGUGGGGGGCAGUUGGACAACAUGAGCUAUCUUUCUGUGUCUCAUCACAAGUAGGAUUACCAUGUAGUUGAAAUGAUAUCGUUUAUCCUUGUAUUCCCGUUGGUCUUGGGAAUAGGUCACAAAAAUUGAUAUACUGUAUGCAUAUUUACUUAGUACAGUGCCUGGCACAUACUGGAUAUUCAACAAGUAUUUGCUGAACUAAAUUAAAUUACCAAUAAAUUGCUAUUGAAUAAAAAACAAGCCAAAAUUAUUUAAGAUCAGAGAGAAAACUCUAUGUACGUUCUUUAUUCAAACAGUGUGAUUCAAACAAUUUGGGAUGUAAAAAGCAUUUUCUCAUAUAAGCAGAUUAGACUCCCAAAGAGAUCAGCAUUCUUUAGUCAAGCAAAAAACUGGCAGUUCACAAGCAGCUUAAUCAGAGGCUUGAU
Panthera uncia (snow leopard) is the source of this 10616-nucleotide messenger RNA. RefSeq names its product NLR family CARD domain containing 4 (gene NLRC4). Gene Ontology annotation, biological process: regulation of apoptotic process; detection of bacterium; defense response to bacterium. The record is from RefSeq and is a predicted model, not a curated record. The transcript is spliced from 9 exons. The coding region runs from base 6556 to 9624 and encodes 1022 amino acids. Lineage: Eukaryota; Metazoa; Chordata; Mammalia; Carnivora; Felidae.